AUGGCUCUACCCCCCGGCCUCCAAGCUCUCGCCAUCGGCCCCAGUAAUGCGGCUGCAACAGUCGAGUUCGGCAUCGACUACCUAUGUCCCUUCUCCGCCAAGCUAGUCAUCGGCGUACAGCAUCAUCUCCUCCCCCUCAUCUUCGGCAGCUCUGCCCCAUGGGAGGGUAAAGUCCGCAUCGUCCUUCGCCCCUACCCUCAACCAUGGCACGCCUCCUCGACCCUCGUCAACGAAGCCGCCAUAGCCGCCGCCAAGAUUUCGCGCAUUUCCGAGCCCGAGGUCAUCCAAGAUCCAAAGACGAAUGCAUUCUGGAUCUUCUCCCAAUCCCUCAUGGCAAAGCAGGACGCCUACUUCGACGGACCCUCACGAAAUCGCAAUCCGGAUCAACUGCGCGCAGAUCUUGCAAAUUUGGCAGUAGCCGUCUUGGGCGAAGCGCCAAAGAAGAGCAAGUCGACGCCCAUUGUCAGCUUGCCCUCUGGUCAGCCUUUGGGUCAAACUGUGAGGAAUUUGUUGAAAGUAGGGGAGGGGAAUGAGGGGAGCAAAGUUGUGCCCGAUCUGAAGUAUUGUGUCAAGUAUGGGAGACAGAACGGUAUUCAUGUGACACCUACCGCUAUCUGGAACGGUCUCAUCGAACCGUCCAUCUCGAGCUCGUUUGGGGAAAAGGAGUGGCGCGACUUCCUUGAGAAGAAUGUGGGGCCUCCAGUUUCCACGGUGGCGCUUCUCCAUCGACUGCGCGGUCUUCUUGGCGCUACCAGGACCCCAUCAAGCAUACCAUCCACCGUCACGAGCCUCGCCAUGUCCACUUCCCAAGCACCCUCCACACCUCAUGGUCGCGCCGGCCUCAUGCGCAUCGCCGUAGUUCAGAUGACGCCGCACCACUCCAAUCCCUCUGCCUCACGUCAGCGUUUGCUAGACCUGACGGCUCACCUGAGCAAGUCAGAUGGGAUUCACCUACUCAUCGCACCGGAGAUGGCUUUGACUGGGUACGUGUUCGAGGGGGAAGCAGGCAAGGCAAAGAUCAGGGGGAUGGCCGAACGUUUUGGCAGCCGCGAGGCCUUUGCUGGGGAAUCGACGGCGCACAGCGUUGCGCGUGAGAUAUCUCAACGCUUGGGAUGUCACACCCUCAUCGGGUACCCGGAGGUCGUACUUCCUGGCGAUGGCGAGGCAGCCGUGGCUGCAAAGCCGGUGGAUCGUCGGCCCACCCUUGCAGGCGAGCGUACAGACGUCGCUGACUCGAGGUCAUCAUCAUCAUCGUCGCCCUACUACUACAAUUCUGCCCUGCUUACUUCACCCCAGGGCGAGGCCCUGCAUACCUUCCGCAAGCACUUCCUCUUCGACGCCGACGUCCUCUGGUGCGACGAGGGGCCCGGGUUCCAAUGCAUCGACCUGACCCUAGACGAUCAGGAGGGCCAUCGACGAUCCGUCAGGGUGGGCGUGGCCAUCUGCAUGGAUAUCAACCCCUACCGUUUCCAGACGCCCUUCGAUACAUUCGAGCUCACGCGAUGGGCGCACGAGCGGAAGGUCGACGUGUUGGCGAUGCCCAUGGCGUGGUUGACGGAUUACGGCGAUGAGCAUGUGGCACAGCAUGCGGAAGAGACGAAUCUGGAUUCGGUCAAUUAUUGGGCGGCGAGGUGUGAACCCUUCUGGAGGAAGACAGGCGAUGGGCAUGAUACGGAGAAGCACACCAUCUUGGUCACGGCGAAUCGAACGGGCAAGGAGGGAGGCUCUUCGUCGGUCCUCUCCUUCAAGCCGGGAGACAGGCCUACACUGAUGGUCUCCCUCGGCCAAGCGCAAGAGGCCACCUUCGUCUACGAGCACCAUCUGGGCGUGUCUACAUAG
Messenger RNA from Jaminaea rosea, 1839 nucleotides. RefSeq names its product carbon-nitrogen hydrolase. Lineage: Eukaryota; Fungi; Basidiomycota; Exobasidiomycetes; Microstromatales. Gene Ontology annotation, biological process: protein catabolic process. The coding region runs from base 1 to 1839 and encodes 612 amino acids. Gene Ontology annotation, molecular function: protein-N-terminal glutamine amidohydrolase activity; protein-N-terminal asparagine amidohydrolase activity. The record is from RefSeq and is a predicted model, not a curated record. The transcript is spliced from 4 exons.